ACAAGCAUGUUACCAUGGUUUGGUUUGACACUUCCUCGUUGGUUUGACAGGAUAGUGGAUUAAAUUAGUUAUCUUUUAAUUUUAUACAUUUGUUAUCUAUAUCUAAUGUUAUUUUUGAUAACUUAGAUUUUAACUCUUUAUAUGUAUUCAAAUAAGUGUCUUUGAGAGGGAAUAGAUUUUGACUAAAAUUAUUUUCUCGGAUAUCUUUAUUCUAUGAAAAUAAAAAUGAAUAGACUCUUACUCUGUUUUACUCUUGUAACACUUUACGUUUCCAUGGUCAGUGCUCAACAAACCUUUUCUGUUGAUUAUGAAAACAAUUGUUUUUUGAAAGAUGGGAAACCAUUUAGAUAUGUCUCUGGUUCCAUUCACUAUUUCCGUGUUCCAUCUGACUUUUGGUAUGAUAGGAUUUAUAAAAUGAAAAUGGCUGGACUGAAUGCAAUUCAAACGUAUGUAGAAUGGAGUCAUCAUGAACCGGAACCAGGUGUUUAUAAUUUUAAAGGCAACUAUGACUUAUCAAAAUUUUUAAAAAUUGCAGAGGCAUUGGAUAUGCUUGUUAUUUUACGUACAGGACCUUUUAUUGAUGCUGAAAGAGAUAUGGGUGGCUUGCCUUACUGGCUUUUGAGAAUUGAUCCCAAAAUGAAAUUAAGAACCUCUGAUUCUAACUACAUUAAAUAUGUUGACAAAUGGUAUAGUGUUCUACUUCCUAUCAUAGAGCCUUUCUUAUAUAAUAAUGGAGGUCCUAUAAUAACAAUUCAGAUUGAAAAUGAAUAUGGUAGUACUGGUCUCUGUGAUGCUCAGUACAAAUCUCAUUUAAGAGAUUUUUUUAACCAAUAUUUGGAAAACAAAGCCGUUUUAUUUACUACUGAUGGUGGUGGCUGUGAAACCUGCUUACGUUGUGGAAGGACGGAUGAAGUACUAGCUACGAUUGAUUUUGGAACUGGUGCAAAUGUUAGCAGAUUAUUUCAAUCACUACGCUGGAAUCAAGCAAAAGGACCAUUUGUGAAUUCUGAAUUUUAUGCUGGUCAUUUAGAUCACUGGGCUAAACCUCAUGCUCACGUCACCAGUAAGGCUAUUGUCAAGACUUUAACUCACUUGUUAAAAGCCAAUGCCUCUGUUAAUGUAUAUAUGUUCCAUGGAGGAACUUCUUUUGGUUUUAGUGCAGGUUCGAAUAGUGGCAGAACUUUUCAAGCAUGCACUACAAGUUAUGAUUUUAAUGCUCCAUUAAGUGAAGCUGGGGAUCUAACUCCAAAAUACUUUGCCAUGAGAAAAGUAAUUGGCAAAUUUUUGCCACUUCCACCUGGUCCACUUCCUAAACCAGCUCCUAAAAUGAAAAGUGGGCCUAUUAAAUUGACAAAAUCAAUAUCAUUGUGGGAUUACAUCUCUAUGAAUACUGAAUCGGUAUUUUCCCCCACUCCUCUUUCAUUUGAACAGCUUUAUCAUCCCUAUGGAUUUGUGGUGUAUCGAACGACUGUAACAUUCAAUACAGCUGAUCCAUCUAUUCUUACGGUAAAUAACAUUGCUGAUAGAGGUCAUGUCUAUGUAGAUAAAGUCUUACAAGGUAUUUUGAGUCGAGAACAGAAAGUUUUCAGUAUUCCAGUCAGAGCUUUCAAAGGACAAACAAUUGAUAUUUUAGUUGAAAAUCAAGGCAGAGUUUGUGCUGGUUCUGGUAUCCAUGACCAAAAGGGUAUUUUCCAAAAGGUUACAUUAGGUUCGCUUGCACUUCUGGACUGGACAAUGAUACCUAUUCCAUUAGAUGCAAAAUCUAUUGAUACGAUUGCCUGGAAAAAAUCUGUUCGCAAGGCGAAAUAUGAUCCUGCUUCUACUCCAAUGCUUUAUGGAGGACAAUUCACUUUGGAAAGGGGAGCUAUCUUCGAUACAUUCCUGCAAUUGGAUGGGUGGCAUAAGGGUGUAGCUUUUAUAAAUGGUUUUAAUCUUGGACGCUAUUGGCCAAUUGUUGGGCCUCAAGUAACACUGUAUGCCCCGAGCACAUUGUUUCAAGCAGAGCCUGCAGUGAAUAAUCUGACAAUAUUGGAACUUGAGCAUGCACCUUGUCAAAAAGCAAAUACUUGUGUAGUACAAUUUGUUGAUAAUCAUAUUAUAAAUGGAGCUACUCCGCUAAAUAAAGAAAGAAGAAUUCAUGGAAAUAAGUUCCUGCGACAAACCAUGUAGAAAAAGCUAUAUAUAGGGUUUAAUUACCAUGACACUUGUUUCGCUAUUUUUAUAAAUUUCCAUUGUUAUUAAAUAAAUGUUUUAAUUUUUAUUUA
This is a messenger RNA of Parasteatoda tepidariorum (common house spider), 2264 nucleotides long. RefSeq names its product beta-galactosidase. NCBI's taxonomy places the organism in Eukaryota, Metazoa, Arthropoda, Arachnida, Araneae, Theridiidae. Gene Ontology annotation, molecular function: beta-galactosidase activity. Gene Ontology annotation, biological process: carbohydrate metabolic process. The record is from RefSeq and is a predicted model, not a curated record.